AUGUCUUCAAAACGUGGACUAGAAUGCGCGGCCGUCCAGGACCCUGAACCCAUCUUCAAGAAACAAAAUACGAGCGGUAUCGCUCAUAUUAAGCCCGAAUUCGUGGUCAAAAGCGAGUCCACCGUGCAGAACAACUCUUCCACCGCCAACGAGGAGGAAGAGCCUGUUUCGGACCGUAUAGCCACCGGGAACGGGUCUGGCAAGAAGGGCAAGUCGAAAAAACGGGGCCAAAACAAAAAUCGUAACAUCAUCCAAGUCAAAGAACAGUACCAGCUGUGCUCGAAACUCGUGCUGGGACUCGGAAAGGGCGACGACUGUCCCUUUGGCGACCAGUGCCGCUUCGUGCACGACAUAGACGAGUAUCUCGUGCACAAGAAACCAGAAGCCAAAACUGAGCAGUUCUCCGUGUGUCCCGUGUUCGAGACGCUAGGACACUGUCCCAUGGGCUUCAAGUGUCGGUUCUUGAGCUCUCAUUACAAUGCAGACACCAAGGAACUGCAGUCCAAAUCCGACGACGACGUCAAAAAGCUGUACGAUGUAAACCGUGAGGUGAACCACAUUGCGGCGGACAAAAAACUGGACCUGAUAAAGAAGAGAUUCCCAUUCGAAAAGAGUGACUACGUUCUCGAAAUUAUAGACGCUAUCCAACAGGAGUAUAGAGAUGGGCUGAACGAGGACAAACAGGCAGCAGCAAGGGCAAAGAAGAUAGACUCUUCCGGAAAGGACGCUGAGCAGUCUCCAGCCGAAGAGAUCAAGGCCCCACAAGUUUUGCAAAGAGAACAGGAGCAAAGAGACAAACGGAACCGCCAGAAGGAACUGUAUCUCCAGUACAAGGACACCAGGUUCUUCGCGCAAGAGAAAAAACGCUUGGAUCUAAAAAAUAAGAAAAUCGUAUCUCCGCUGACCACGGUCGGUAACCUGCCGUAUCGUCGUUUGAUGCGCAAAAUGGGUGCUGACGUCACUUACUCUGAAAUGGCGCUGGCUAUACCGUUGAUUCAAGGUACAAACUCGGAAUGGGCACUUCCUAAGGCCCACGUCUCUGAAAUCCCCGGAUUCGGUGUUCAAAUUGCAUGUUCCAAGGCUUGGCAGGCUGCGAAAGCGGCUGAGGCGCUGGCCGCGUUUGCUCCCGACAUAAGCGAGAUCAACUUGAACUCGGGAUGUCCGAUUGAUCUGCUAUACAGACAGGGAUCUGGAAGCGCCCUCCUCGACAAUCCUGCAAGGAUGAUCCGGUGUUUGAACAGUAUGAGCUACGUUUCUGGAGACGUUCCUGUCAGUGUGAAGAUCCGCACAGGUACGAAAGAUGGCCAUCCAAUUGCACAAAGUUUGGUUCGCCGUUUAGUCAGUGAGACCGACGUUGCUGCAAUCACAUUGCAUGGACGCACCAGGCAACAGCGGUAUACCAGAAACGCGGACUGGGACUACGUCAGACAAGUGUCUGCAGCGUUGAGAGACGCAGAAGCCGAAUCGCAAGAAAAGGAUAAGGACAGAAGAGAGUCUCAGCAGCGAAUUCAAUUUGUUGGAAACGGUGACGUUAACAACUACGAGGAUUGGUACAAGCAUAUGGAGGACGAUAACAUGGACAGCGUUAUGGUGGCCAGAGGAGCAUUGGUCAAGCCCUGGAUUUUCGAAGAAGUGGAAGCUCAACAGCACUUGGAUAAAAGUAGCCAGGAACGUUUGGAGAUGUUGAAAGACUACGCGCGGUUCGCAAUGGAUCACUGGGGCACGGACGAGUACGGUAUAUCCCAGAGUCGUCGCUUCUUCUGUGAGUUCAUGUCAUUUUUCCACCGCUACGUUCCAAUGGGGAUCUGCGAGCGAUACCCAGUUCUGCUAAACGAGAGACCACCCAACUGGAGAGGAAGGGACGACCUAGAGACUCUCAUGGGGAGCAACGACGUUAGUGACUGGAUCAAAUUGAGUGAGAUGUUUUUCGGCAAGACCGACGAGAACUUUGUGUUUUUACCAAAGCACAAGAGCAAUUCGUUCGCAAACCAAUGA
Molecule: messenger RNA, 1995 nt
Organism: Lachancea meyersii CBS 8951
Lineage: Eukaryota; Fungi; Ascomycota; Saccharomycetes; Saccharomycetales; Saccharomycetaceae
Source: the annotation of a GenBank genome assembly